Rhodamnia argentea is the source of this 1018-nucleotide messenger RNA. RefSeq names its product protein PYRICULARIA ORYZAE RESISTANCE 21-like. Lineage: Eukaryota; Viridiplantae; Streptophyta; Magnoliopsida; Myrtales; Myrtaceae. Gene Ontology annotation, molecular function: metal ion binding. The record is from RefSeq and is a predicted model, not a curated record. Gene Ontology annotation, biological process: regulation of defense response to fungus. The coding region runs from base 198 to 983 and encodes 261 amino acids. The transcript has 4 exons.
UACGACUCUGGGUCAAAUACAGAAACUUUUCUCAAAUUACUUAAGGAAGCAGAUGAAGGUAUUGAAUAGGGAGGAAGCUUUCUAUUUCUUAAGCCAGCCUCUUCUCAUCCACCCCAUCAUCUCUCGCUCCUUUCUUCACCGCUCUCCCCAUUCACUCAUUUUCUUGGAGCUCUCCAGACCUUGUCUCUCCCACAGCCAUGGUGGAGAAGGUGACCAGAAUGUUGAUAAAGGUGGAUCUGCAGUGCUGUCGCUGCUACAAGAAGAUCAAGAAAAUUCUCUGUGAAUUUCCCCAAAUCCAAGACCAGAUAUACGAUGAGAAGCGGAACGCGGUGUUGAUCGUCGUCGUGUGCUGCAGCCCGGAGAAGAUCCGGCAGAAGAUCAUCUGCAAGGGCGGCGAGACAGUGCAGGGCGUCGAGAUCCUGCUCGACAAACCCAAGGAGCCUGAGAAGAAACCGGAGAAGCCCAAGGAGCCUGAGAAGAAGCCGGAGAAGCCCAAGGACCCUGAGAAGGAGCCUGAGAAGAAGCCGGAGAAGCCCAAGGAGCCUGAGAAGAAGCCAAAUCCAGUGGCAGGCUUCCCGCUAGUGCCGGCAUUUCCGAUGGUGCCGGUGUAUCCGAUGGUGCCGGUGUGUUGUUGUCCUCCAUUUUAUGGAGGGUAUGGCAGGGGACCAUGUUAUUGUGGGCGGAGGCGGCCAAGGAUGUGCUAUGAUGGAUGCGGGAGACCGGCCGAUGAGUGUCAAGGCGGUCAUAGAGGUUCCUGUGCUGGGCUGGGGAGGUCAGUGAUGUGCGACGACGGAUGCGGGAGACCAGCCAGUGAGUGUCAAGGCGGUCAUAGAGGUUCCUAUCCCGGGCUGGAGAGGCCAGUGCUGUGCGACGACGGGUGCGGAAGACUGGCUUGCGAGUGUCAAGGUGGGAAUAGAGGCUACUAUGUGAGCCGAUGUGAUAACUUCAGUGAAGAAAAUGCCAACGCGUGCACUGUCAUGUGAUCGGAUUUUGAAAUUUCUCGUGUCAAUCGCCAAUC